UGCGGACUGCAGGUUGAUUUGACGCGCUCAACCCGUCAGCUGUUGCGCCGCGUGGGCCGGGACUCGCGUCCGGCGCAUGCGUGAUUGAGAUGAGUUGAAGGCGCGAACUGAUGUUGUCCGAUUUAUGUUUGAAGUCAAACAAAAUUGGAGAACUAUUGAAACACAAAAUUGUAUUUUCUCAAUGUGUAUUGGGAUUAGUUAAUUAAAAUGGCAUCAUCACCAUCAGAAUAUACCAUUGGUGGAGUGAAAAUUCUUUUUCCAUGCAAGGCGUAUCCAUCCCAGCUUGCCAUGAUGAAUUCAAUCGUUCGUGGUUUGAACUGCCGACAACACUGUCUGUUAGAAAGCCCCACUGGAAGUGGAAAGAGUCUUGCGUUGCUUUGCUCUGCAUUGGCCUGGCAGCAAUCUCAAUAUGAGAAAGCUGGAGAUGGAAAUUCCCUAAACGAUUGUAAGAAACAAGAACAUUUGCCUGCAUGCAACUGUGCCUGUCAUGGAUCAGAAAUGAAUUUUGCUCCAACAGCAGCAAGAGGACAGGCCAUUCCAGCUGUUGUAGAAACAGAAAUAACUUCACCAAGUUUAAAUCACGAUGCUGCAUGUAGUUCAAGGAAUACAUUAUCUUCCAAACUGCGGACCAUGAUGAAAGCAGCUUUUAAUAAAAGUGAUGAUGAUUUUCAAUCAGAAAAAAAGCGGAUGCGUAUGCCUUCAAAUGAUCCAAAGGUUCGAAAGCGGAGGUGCUUUGAGAAAGGAGUGUGUUAUAUUGAUGAAGAUAAUACUACUUUGGAGGAAGGGAAUGUUGGAUCAUGCGAGACAAAUUUGAAUUAUGUGGCCCAACAUGUUCCACAUUCACCAGAGUGUGGCAGUGAAGAUUACCACAGACGGAGGUGUCUAGCCCUUGCAACCAUGUGUACUUGUGUUAGUUUGACGACGAAGGAAAAGAUGAAGGUGCUGCAAAAAGGGAAGAAUAAUGGAAAAUCACAAGUCCCCAAAUAUUUUUUUGGUACUCGUACACACAAACAGAUAACACAAAUCACUCAUGAACUUCGGCGUACAGCUUAUUCAUAUGUUCGGAUGAAUCUGUCCAGCAGAGAUCACACCUGUGUACACCCUGAGGUCUCUGCUAGUUACAAUAGGAAUGAAAAAUGCAAGGAGCUCCUAGAGGGGAAAGAUGGAAGAUCGUGCCGUUACUAUCACGGUGUCCACAAAAUGAGUGAACAGAGUUCUUUACAGGAGAUUCACAGUUUGAAAAUUGCUUGGGACAUUGAAGAGUUGGUGAACUUGGGAAAGAAGCUUCGCUCAUGUACCUACUUUGCAGCCCGCGAAUUAAUGCAGGAUGCAGAUAUUGUAUUUUGCCCAUAUAAUUAUCUUAUGGACCCACAAAUAAGGGAGAGGAUGAAGAUCAACUUGAAAGACCAAAUUCUUAUCUUUGAUGAAGCGCAUAAUAUUGAAGAUUGCGCAAGAGAGUCAUCUAGUUUUAGUGUUACGGAAAAUCAGCUGUUGUUUGCUCGCGAAGAACUGGAUGGCAUGGUCAACCAAAACAUCCGGAAAAGUGAUCAUGAGGCACUGCGGGCUGUCUGUUAUAGUUUUACAAACUGGUUAAAGGAGAGUUCUGGCAAUCUGGUAGAGCGGGAAUUUGAAACAUCUUGCAAGGUCUGGAAUGGAAAAGAAAUGCUAAAUAUUUUCCAUAACUGGGGAUUAACCAGUGCCUCAUUUUAUAUUUUACAGAAACGUCUGGAUGCUGUGAUAGAGAAAGAAGAAAAAAUGCUAAUGCUGAAUGGACGGCAGGAGUCAGUAACAGUUCCGACUAUAAGUGCAUCAACACAGAUGGUGCUGAAAGGACUCUUCAUGGUGCUUGAUUUUCUCUUUAGGGACAACUGCAGAUUUGCAGAAGACUACAGGGUGGCAGUACAACAGGUUUACACCUGGACCAACCAGCCAGAUUUCAUUGAUGAAAAUGGUUUCUUUGCACGGCCUCAAAAGAAGAGAAAUGCACGCAAGAAGUCUGCUGUACGGACAUUGAAUUUUUGGUGUUUAAAUCCAGCAGUGGCUUGUUCAGAUCUCAAUAUUGUUAGAUCAAUUGUUCUAACAUCAGGAACAUUAUCCCCAAUGGAGUCUUUCUCUUCAGAGUUGGGUGUAAAGUUCAAUAUCCAGCUGGAGGCUAAUCAUGUAAUUGAUAACUCUCAGGUAUGGGUAGGAACAAUUGGAAUGGGGCCAAAUGGGCGAAAACUCUGUGCCACCUUCCAACAUACUGAGACAUUUGAGUUCCAGGAUGAGCUAGGAGAAUUGCUCUUGAAGAUUUGUCAAGUUGUCACUCAUGGUGUACUCUGUUUUUUGGCUUCAUAUAAGUUGCUGGACAAGCUGCAAAGUCGCUGGAUGCUCACAGGACUAUGGGGGAAGCUGGAGGAAGUCAAAGCAGUCAUUGUUGAACCGAAAGGAGGUGACAAAAGUGACUUUGAUGCUUUGCUGCAGUCCUACUAUAACAUAAUAAAAGACAGAGGAAACAAAGGUGGAGCUCUCUUGGUAGCUGUUUGCAGGGGAAAAGUCAGCGAAGGACUUGAUUUCACUGAUGAUAAUGCCCGUGCAGUAGUUACAAUAGGAAUUCCUUUUCCAAAUGUCAAAGACCUCCAGGUGGAAUUAAAACGGAAAUAUAACGACCAGCAUUCAAGGACCCGUGGUCUGCUUCCUGGCAGUCAAUGGUAUGAGAUUCAGGCAUUUCGAGCAUUGAAUCAAGCACUGGGAAGAUGCAUUCGGCAUAAGACUGACUGGGGAGCACUGAUCCUGGUUGAUGACCGAUUUAGAAGUAAUAACAAAAAGUAUGUAACAGGACUGUCAAAAUGGAUCCGUCGGCAAGUCCAACACCAUCCAAACUUCAACUGUGCUUUGGAUUCAUUGCGCAUGUUUUCUGAUGCUCAGCAGAAGCGUGUUGAUCAUUUACCCAAGAUCCUCAAUGAAAUGCCGUCUAUUGCAACUGGAUGUUCAAAUGAACAUUUUCAAAAGCCUAAAGAGGAAAAGAACAAAGAUCAUCAGUCACAGACCAUUAGCCCACAAGUCUCACCAGAAGAUAAUAUUCCAAAGUUCACCCAAUCCAACAUCUGCACAGUAAAUGAAAAGAAAAGUCCCAAUGCCAUUCCUAUACCAACCUUCUGUGAUACCAGCACAGUUAGCAUCACAGAAGUACCAGCCAACAAGAAAGAUCAUUCUUCUGCAAGCAAUAUUACCAAGACCCCGCUUUUUAAAAAAUCUGGUAUCAAAAUGAAAAUUGGUGACUCGCGAAAAACAUCACAAUCUAUCAUGCAAUGUUUCUACAAAAAGCCGACAACUUCAUCACCCAUUCACUUGCAUUUUCCAUUUGGAGAAUUGAAGCAGGAUGAAAAAGUGCAAUCUAACAAUGUUAUGCUGAGACAGCAAGAAAGAGAAACAAAUUCAUUUCAGUUAGAGUUUCUGUUACAGAGAGAUGCUAAUACAUCAAUCGGCAAUAAAGAGGAUGUAUCGUUGAAUGCUGUUACACAUCCAUUUGAGAAUAAUAAGCAAAAUCAAACAACUUACGACAGUGCAGGAAAUUCUUAUAACAGCUCCAUGGUUGCAUCACCUCCCUCUGAUAUGGAACCAUUCUUUGAGGUUGAGGCAGAAAUAAUGGAAAUGCCACCCUUGGUUGACAAUGAUGUACAGGGGCCUGCAGCGGAAGAAGAGGAUUUUCAGGAUGAGACAUUGUGUUUCACCCCAGAGCUUUUUGAUAGAGAUUCAGAGGAAGAAUGUCUAGGAAUAGGUGAUAGUUCUCCACAGGCACUCAAAGCUGAUGAUGUUUGUGAUUGUGCUGCUAUGCCUAAAAACAUACCAAUUGACAAUGAGGAGGAUACCAUCGAAAGAUACCAGCAUGUUGCCGAAGUGGCAAAAGUUGACAAAGUAGAAAAGAGCAGAAAUCAUAGGCUGUCCAGAUCUAGAAAUAAAGGUAUUAGUUUAAUAUCUCGGAAUUUAUGUACACAACAGCUUGGAUUUACUCAUGAUGGCGACUAAUAUGAAACAAACAUAUCCUAUUCUUUCAUAGUUUAUUCUCAUCCAGGAACAGGAGUUUAUCAGUCUAACCCAACCAAUUAAUAGAAUCUGUAGGAAGGAACUGCAUCUGCUGGUUUAACCCUAAGAUAGACACAAAAUGCUGGAGUAAUUCAGCGGGACAGGCAGCAUCUGUGGAG
Messenger RNA from Amblyraja radiata (thorny skate), 4184 nucleotides. It is a transcript of the gene brip1, whose product is annotated as BRCA1 interacting helicase 1. Gene Ontology annotation, molecular function: DNA helicase activity; ATP binding; hydrolase activity, acting on acid anhydrides, in phosphorus-containing anhydrides. The record is from RefSeq and is a predicted model, not a curated record. Gene Ontology annotation, cellular component: nucleus. Gene Ontology annotation, biological process: double-strand break repair involved in meiotic recombination; nucleotide-excision repair. NCBI's taxonomy places the organism in Eukaryota, Metazoa, Chordata, Chondrichthyes, Rajiformes, Rajidae.